This is a messenger RNA of Oncorhynchus mykiss (rainbow trout), 9576 nucleotides long. Lineage: Eukaryota; Metazoa; Chordata; Actinopteri; Salmoniformes; Salmonidae. The record is from RefSeq and is a predicted model, not a curated record.
GGCCCUGGCCUCGCCACAGACAUUUAAGCGCUUCUAGAAUUUGAGAGCUCUCAACGAUAUUUGGUUGACCCCACCCCAGCUUUUAAAGUUAAUGUCCUGAAAUUCUUCAAAUUUUGCUAUGGGUUGUAGAUACAUUUUUAAAUCACAUUUUCCCCAAUUCUAAACAUUUAGCAGAUUUUAAACUAAUUUCAUGUGAUUCUACAAAUUCUGCCAUGGGAUGGAUACUUUUUUGGGCAGUUUUAAAGCUAAUUUCCUGCAAUUCUACCAUGACUUGUGCCGGUCAUUUAGCAGAUUUAAUCUUUAUUUAAAUAAGCAAGUCAGUUAAGAACAAAUUCUUCUUUACGAUGACAGCUUACCUCAGGCAAACCCUAACCCAAAAGACACUGGACUAGUUGUGCACGCCCUAUGGUAGUCCCAAUCACGGCUGUUGUGAUGCAGCCUGGAAUUGAACCAGGGUCUGUAGUGACACCUCUAGUGCCUUACACCGCUGCACCAUCCAGGAGCCCCCAGAUGCUUUUAUCAAGAGCAAUUAGGUUUAAGUGCCUUGCUCAAGGGAACGGCGACAGAUUUUCACCUAGUCAUCUCGGGGAUUUGAAUCAGCAACCUUUCGGUUACUGACCCAACACUCUUAACCUCUAGUGCACCUAUCCUUACACCAUAAUCUAUUUAAAUGCAAAGUUGCUCCAGGUCUAUGUUAUUUAUCUGAAAAUAAAUGGGAACAUAACUCAGGCAACGAUCCAAGUCUGGAAAGGCAGCUCGAUGUGGGCGCAUCAUGUAGGCUACUGCUCUCAACCUGUGCUAGUGCCGGGAAAUCAGGAAUUGCCACUACAGUCAGACCACUGUGACUGAACUAAACCAUUCAAACUUCAAAACUGAAAUCAACUGCCAUCAGAGAUAAUUUAAUGUUUUUAUUUUUUUUAUGUGUGAAAAUUAUCUUGAACUUCCGUAGAUUCAGAUAUAAAGUCAUUGUAAGCAGGUUGACAUGGGUUCCCUUAAAAAACAACAAUAGUCAGGCUUUAUAUUGGUACCAACCUCACAUAGAAGAUCAGCAUCCGGGGAGACCAUGAACAAUGAGGGGUGUUUUUGUGAGUAAAAUAACAUUUAUUGCACAUCACCAGAUAAUAAUUAAACAAAUCACGUUAGUGAAGUGUCUUUAAUAUGAAACACAGGGAGGUCAUCACAAACCUUUACUCCAUACUCCAAGUAUGUAUAUGCGCUUGUCAUUUUUUUUAUAGCAAAUUCUCUCUUGUGCACCCCUCUCGGUUAGAGUUGCGAUGGUCCUUGUAGUAGCUUCCAACUCGCAGAGAGAGCGCAGUAACCAGCUGCAGGUCGUUUUGAUCGAGACAUUGGAGAGAGGAGGGAGAUAGACUUCUGUUGAGCCUGAAGAAUCAAGGAGAGCCCUCGUGCUUUGCGUGACAUUUAGAACGAGUUAGAAAAAACAUCAAAGAAGUUGAUUCACUUUUGGUGGGCGUGUGCAGUGAUCUACACACCUGAUGCAACUACUUUGGAAUCCAGGUUUCUAAAAGAUAGAACAGCCCUCUCAACCCAUCCCUGUAGCCACAGGACCAUGUGCCAGUGAUGACUAGCUGUUGUAUCCCAGAGGCCCACCUUGGCAGUUAGAGGAAAGGCUCCGCCCCCAUCACCAUGACAGCAGCGUUGCCACGGAACGCUGCCCCCCUGUCUGUGCCUGGCCUGUUGCUCCUCCCCCUGCUUCUGCUGCCCCUCCCCAUCGCACUGUCCCAGAAACCCAUGCUGCCUUCCCCACCCGCCCCCACGCCCGCCCCCCAGUACCUAUCCCGGCCGGAGUGUACCCAGAGAGAACACCCUGUGGUCACCUUCCAAGCCCUGAGUCCUUGGAUCACUAUAUUCUCCCACCCGGAUGUGAGAGACUACUCUCAACUGACUCUUGACCUGACCAGGAAUGAGUUGAUAGUGGGGGCAAGAAACUUCCUCUUCAGAUUGAGCCUCAACAAUGUCUCUCUCAUCCAGGCAACGGAAUGGGGUCCAGACGAUGACACCAGGAGGUCCUGUCAGAGCAAAGGGAAGACGGCGGUGGAGUGUCAGAACUACAUCCGCGUCCUGCUGGUCAAUAAGACUGAGGUCAUCACCUGUGGAACCAACGCCUUCCAGCCCCUCUGUAUCACCCGGGAGGUAGGGAAUAUGAGUAGUGUGUUGGAUCGCGUGAACGGCGUGGCAAGGUGCCCCUACGAUCCUCGCCAUAACUCCACGGCGGUGGUGACGGAGAGCGGCGAACUAUAUGCCGCCACAGUCAUCGACUUCUCUGGUCGCGACCCUGUAAUCUACCGGAGCCUGGGGGGCAUGCCACCCCUCAGGACGGCCCAGUACAACUCCAAGUGGCUCAAUGAGCCCCAUUUCAUCUCAGCCUAUGAUGUGGGUCUCUUCACAUUCUUCUUCCUGCGUGAGAACGCUGUGGAACACGACUGUGGGAAGACCGUCUACUCCCGGGUGGCCCGCGUCUGUAAGAACGACAUCGGAGGGCGGUUCCUACUGGAAGACACCUGGACCACCUUCAUGAAGGCCAGGCUGAACUGCUCGCGCUCCGGAGAGUUCCCCUUCUACUAUAAUGAGCUGCAGAGCACCUUCUAUCUGCCUGAACAAGACCUCAUCUACGGGAUAUUCACCACCAAUGUGAACAGUAUAGCAGCGUCUGCAGUGUGUGCAUUUAACCUCAGCUCCAUCACCCAGGCCUUCAAUGGGCCCUUCCGUUCCCAGGAGAACCCCCGCUCUACCUGGCUGCCCACCCCCAACCCCAUCCCCAACUUUCAGUGUGGUACCAUAGAUGACGACGGCGGUCCUAACGAUGGUCUGACGGAGCGCAGCCUCCAGGACGCCCAGCGGCUGUACCUGAUGAACGACGUGGUGCAGCCCGUCUCUGUGGACCCCUUGGUCAUGCAGGAUGACGUGCGCUUCUCCAGGCUGGUGGUGGACAUCGUACAGGGUCACGACACACUCUACCAUGUCAUGUACAUCGGCACAGAGUACGGCACCAUCCUGAAGGCUCUUGCGACCACCAAUAAGAGCCUUCAAGGGUGUUACCUGGAGGAAAUCCAGCUCUUCCCCGCUGGGGUGCAGGAGCCAAUCUUGAGCCUGCAGAUCCUUCAAAGUGAUAGGUCACUGUUUGUAGGACUCAACAACAAAGUUCUGAAGAUCCCUCUGGAGAGAUGCUCCAACUACAAGACUGAGAUGCUAUGCCUGGAGGCCCGGGACCCAUACUGUGGCUGGGACAGGAAACAGAGGCGAUGCACCACCCUGGAGGAUAGCUCUAACAUGAGCCAGUGGAGUCAGAACAUCACUGUGUGUCCGCUGAGGAACCAGAUCACCAUUGGCGGCUUUGGACCCUGGGCAGCGUGGCAACAAUGCAGCAACGACGAUGGCGAAGGCACCAGCACCUGUCUGUGUCGCUCCAGGCAGUGUGACAACCCUCCAGCUCGCUGUGGUGGGAGGAACUGUGAGGGGCCCACCAUCGAAGUCUCCAACUGUUCCAGAAACGGAGGCUGGACCCCCUGGUCGUCAUGGGGACAGUGCAGCACCACCUGUGGAACGGGGUUUGAGAUGCGCCAGCGCUCCUGCAACAACCCGUCGCCCCGUCACGGUGGUCGCGUGUGUGUGGGCCCCGUCAGGGACGAAAGGUUCUGUAACGAGGGUGUGUCAUGUCCCCAGCCUAUCUUCUGGUCCCCGUGGGGUUCUUGGACUAAGUGCAGUGCUGAGUGUGGAGGUGGGGUCCACUCCAGGGUCAGGAGCUGUGAGAAUGGGAACAGCUGCCCAGGCUGCGCACUGGAGUACAAGGCGUGUAACCUGGAGGCAUGUCCAGAGGUAAAGAGGAACACCCCCUGGACCCCGUGGAUGCCCAUCAACAUGACCCAGGGCGGGGCACGCCAGGAGCAGAGGAUGCGCUACAUGUGCCGCGCCCAGCUGGCAGACCCCCACGAGCUGCAGAUCGGACGACGCAAGGUAGAGACCCGCUUCUGCCCCAACGACGGCACGGUUGCCUGCGAGACCGACACUCUAGUGGAGGACCUCCUGAGGACCCCUGUGGUACGAGUGGCAGGCGCCGACUGGUCGUCAUGGGAGACAUGGUCCGCCUGCUCCCAGGACUGUGCCAAAGGGUACCGCACCCGCAAGCGCACCUGUACCACCCCAGAGGGCAAGGCUGCCCCGCCAGCCUGCAGGGGCUCACCCGUGGAGUACCAGGACUGCAACUCUCAGGCCUGCCAAGUGAGUGGAGCCUGGUCGUGUUGGUCGUCCUGGUCUCAGUGUUCAGUGCCCUGUGGUGGAGGGCACUACCAGCGUACCCGCUCCUGUAACAACCCCAGCCCUGGCAACGGAGGAGAUAUCUGUAUUGGUCUACACACUGAGGAAGCGCUGUGCAACACACACACCUGUGAUGGCGGCUGGAUGGCCUGGUCUCUGUGGUCAGUGUGUGACAAUGCAGGGCUGCAGGUACGCAGCAGGGUCUGUGGAGCUCAAGGCUCAUCCCCCUGUGUGGGAAACAGCACCGAGCACAGGGACUGCAAUGAGAUCCCAGUGAUUCUCCCUGCGUCUGGCUUUGAUAAGGACCAGCAAUGCGGAGCAUUCACCUCGCUGCACCUGAUAGCCACAGGCGUGUCCUGUUUCCUGGGGGCGGGCCUUCUGUCCUUUCUGGCCUACGUGUAUAGCCAGCGCUUCCACAAGCCCUCGCAGGAAUCCGCCGUCAUACACCCCACCACACCCAACCACCUCAACUACAAGGGCAACACUACACCAAAGAACGAGAAGUACACGCCCAUGGAGUUCAAGGUAUUGUCACAGACUCUGAACAAGAAUAACUUGCUCCCAGAUGAGAGGUCUAACUUCUACCCUACACCCCUGCAGCAGACUAACAUGUACACCACCACCUACUACCCCACAGCGCUGGGCAAAUAUGACUACAACAGGCCUGACUCCUCCCCUUCCCCCUGCAGGACCUAUAACAACAGCUGAGACACCCCGCCCCCACCCCCAUGGCCCCCGGCACCGCCCACCCAGACUGAACUGAACUCCACCCCAAUCACAAUGGUGACAGAUGGAAUGGUGACUGAACCCAUCCAUUUUUGCUCCCCUCUCCUUUAUCCCAUGGUAUCUACCAAAUGGUGAGAGGGGUGUAAGGGUAUACCUGGAACAUACCAUCAGCACUCUGUAUAGGUGCUGAUGCCUCCAUUAAACUCGCUAAGUAGAGCCAGGAAUUUGAUCAUAGUUUGGGGUAUAUUUUGGGGGGUGUGAGUACUGGACAUCACAGUGUCAACGUAGUGCUUCGGUGGAGAGAUAAAUGAUGAGCUCUAUAAGACACUAUAAGCUACAUUAUGGAGUUGAAUUACUUAUCCCUGUGGAACUUGACAACCUGAGCGCCUUACUGAAGGUGUUGUGUUGCUAUCCAGAGAGGCUAGAGUUGGCCAUAGGAGAAAACUCUCUUCCCUGGUCUGUCUGGUCACCUCUAUGAUUGAGUCUCUUUUUAAAAUGUAAUUUCUUUUUUUUACUCCCUUUUUCUCCCCAAUUUUCAAUCUUCUCUCAUCGCUGCAACUCCCCAACAGGCUCGGGAGAGGCAGCCUAACCGCGCUCCUUAACACCACCACUAGUUUAACCUGGAGGCCAGCCACACCAAUGUGUCAGAGGAAACACUGUUCAACUGGGGAACGGGGUCAGCCUGCGGGAACCUGGCCUUCCACAAGGAGUCGCUAGAGCGCGAUGAGCCAAGUAACGCCACAUCAUCCAAACCCUCUCCUAACCCGGAUGACGCUGGGCCAAUUGUGCGCCAUCAUAUGAGACUCCCGGGCCAUGGCCGGUUGUGGCACACCCCGGGAAUGAACCCAGGUCUGUAGUAACACCUCCAGCACUGCGAUGCAGUGGCUUAGACCGCUGCACCACUUGGGAGGCCUAUAAAUCUCUAUGACACCAACAUACCCUCGGUCUGCAGCAUCCAUCCCCAUGAUAAACACCUAAUUCUCCCAACAACAAAAGCAGUUACCCAGAACAACCCUACCAGCGCAUAUCAUUUUGUCUGUCCUUCAGUAUGGUGGAUGCGAAUCGGGAGGGAACAAAAAAAAGAACUAAAUUAAUUCAAGAGAUGAAGAGAUCAAUAUCAGUAUUGUGUUUGGAGGUGGAUGGAUGCACUCAGGUCACCUCGCCUCAUCAAAUGACACGAGGAGGACAAGUACCUGGGACCUCAGCUCUGCUGUUGCGCCAUGUUUUUGGGUGGUACUAUGGGACCAGGGGAACAGAGGCACAUCCAGGAAUGGCAGCGUGUGAUCUGUUAUAGGAAAAGUGCCUACACUAGACCACAUAGAUACAGACAUACUCACUGCUGGAGAUAAUCUCUAUCUGCUUAUGCCCAAACAAGGCCCACACCUCAGGCUGGCUGUGUUAUGUACUGUAUGGGUAUGUUCACAAGGCAAUGUUUCCCAGGGAAUGAUCUGAACAUGGGCUAGAGAGAUGAGGUGUCUGACUGAAAUACAGUGGGAAUCAUCCAGCUUUGGGUAUACAAUAGACAGGAUCAUGUAGAGUCAAAUUUGACUUUCUAUCACUUCUUUUUUAUGAUGAUAUAAAGACUUUUGGAAGGAAUUCCCUUGGUUCUAGAAUGGAAUGGAUGUAUUCUACUGAGUACUAUACCUACCUACCGCUCAGUGGUCAUAUUAAAUAUGGCCAGUGUGCAGAACUGGACUGCAACCGAUUUUAUAUGAUAUCGUACAAGGUGGGAUAAAAAAGUAGUGGGGCAUUUUUUUAUGAGGGAGGUUAUUUGUUUGAUGUUCAAGAGAGCAGUAGGAUAGGAGGAAAUAUUUUAUUUCACAAAUAAGGGAUAGCUGAUUCACUUUUGAGUUUCUCAUCGGUUUCACACCACAACAUAUAAAAAAAAUCACAGCAGCUUAGUAGCCAAUAGGUGUCUGACAAAUGAAAGGAGAAUAUUGCUUUAUUACAACCACGUCUUUAUUUUUGAAGGCAUGUUAUAGAAGAGUCCAGAACUUUAUUUUUGAAGGCAUGUUAUAGAAGGGUCCAGAACUUUAUUUUUGAAGGCAUGUUAUAGAAGGGUCCAGACCGUUUUUGUUGUUGUUGCAAUUUCACUUGUUUUUGAGAAACCAGCGAGUCACAACCUCAUCCUCGUUGUGCAGUACGGGAGCUCUGAAAAAACAUGAACAAAUGCUCCAAAAACACUCAAAUCCUUUUAGAAACGCAAAACCUUCAGUAUAGUGAUGCAGGUCUUUAGAUAUUGUACACGUGAAAUUGUGUCAUUGCGAACUUUAUCCGCAACAUUAUAUUCCAUUUUGUGCAACUCAAGCUGUUUCCCCUAUCCAGCUGUUCCAUUCUCCUAGUGGCCUGCUGCUAAAAUGGACGGAGAGGUAUCAUUCCAACAAAAUGGAAUAUAACGUUGCGGAUAAAGUUCGGAAUGGCACAAUUUCAUGUGUACAACAUCUAAAGACCUGCAUCACUAUACUGAGAGGGUUCCUGUUUCCCCAAGAAAAUGUUUUGAAGCAUUUGUUCAUGUUUUUUCAGAGCCCCCGUACUGAACAACAAGGAUGAGGAAAUGACUUGCUGGUUGGGGUAAGUUAAUUCAAAUAAAAUAAAAAGUGAAAUUGCAAAAAUAAGUGUCUGGACCCUUGUAUAGUACUGAAUAAUUCAGUACAUAUAAAAUUGAGAUUUGGUUGUAAAAACACACACUAUUCUCCUUUAAGAUUUUACAAAAAUAAAAUAAUGUAGAAGCAAAUAUUCAGACUGACUGUAGCGAAUAUCAAUGUGUCCCUCUCUUUACAAUGCUAAAUCAUGCUUAAAAUGCUUUGGUAUGAGAUUAUUGUUGUGUGUGUGCGUGUGUUUGCAUGUGUGUGUGUGUGUGUGCGCGCAUGUUGGCGUGUGUGUGUGUUUGCUUGCUUCGUAUGUGUAUGCCUGUGAGAGGGAAUGAGGAGAGGAACAGACAACUGUAUGUAUUUUGUACAAUGUAAAUGUAAUUCUUUCUUACAUAUGACUGUGUAUAUAAUGGGAUCUGUAAAGGGGUAUGUGCAUUUUUUCCACACAUUAUGAUGAUAGCACUCCUAAUGUUCCACUGGGUUUCCAUAUGUUCCAUGUAUAAGAUGAUAAUCACUGUAAGUUAACGAGAGCUGCGCAGUUCUCAUAAGGAAACACUAUUUAUAGUGAAGCUUGGAUCAUAAAGGGCAUUUCAGAAACAGAACUGAGCUAUAUUUUAUUAUUAUGCCCGCUGUUAAAAUGAAUGCUAAUUUAGCAGCAAUGCUUUCAGUUCCACUCAUAGAAAUGGUAUGAUUCUAUUCUAUCGUUCUAAUUCUAUAGUUCCCGUUAUAUGCACGAGAGCUCUAUCUGUACAUAAGAGACAGCCUUCGAUCUGCAGAGCAUUAAUGACAUCUAAAGGUUAGUAUAAUGUAAAUGUAUAUUGUUGUAUAGCUAACACUGUUUAAAAAAAAAAAAGCCUUAGUUGAAAAAAAUCUAUAAAAAGUGCAGCAGCUAUGUACUCACCAACCAUGGGGUUUGUAAGGGGAUAGAGUUUGUCAAUGUGACUGGUUGACUACGGCCUGGACAACUUCUCCAGCUGUUUUGUAACUUUCUAUAGAUGUACAGUUUGUCCAGAUCCUAUGUAGUAUCUUAAUCCCCGUUUAUACCUGGUGCUAACAUACAUGCCUUGUCCUGAUUGUGUCCACAUCCUGAUUGUGCCAACAUAUGCAGACAGGUAUAGAUGAUCAAAAGACACAUUAUGAUCUGAUUGUGAUUAGAUCUUACUGACCACCUCUGGAGGUAGUCAGGGACUCAUUCUGUCUGGCUAUCUCACAAGUCUCUGGACAGUGAAACUAUUUAAAUCAUAAUUAUAUUGCCUUCUAAAAGAAUUGACAUGUGUCUUAAAAUAAAUAAAUAAAUAUUAUUUUGAAAGAAAUCCAUCAAAUCAUUUUCGUACAGUGAGGGACCAUGAAAUCUGGUCACAGUGCGGACACGGUGGAUGAAUAAGGCUGUCUGUCUAAACGCAGCCUUAUUCAUCCACCGUGACACGGAUUUAGUUUUUUUACUAAAUGUUCACCAGGUAUAAAUACGGUUUAGACAGCCUGUCCUUUUAGAAGCACUCGUGCCAUUUUAAUACAAAAUAUCACCACAACAGUUUAAAAAACAUAAACAUUUUAAAUGAACAAGAACAAGACACAGAAAAUGGUGAGUAGUGUAUAGUAACAGUAUUACGAUAGUCCAUUGACUAGAUCAAAGUAAUUCAGCUGUUUAGAGGAUUUACAGCAACCCCUCCACCCAGUGGUUUUCCUUUUCCCCACUUGCCUGACCCACAUUUUUUGGGUUUGUGAUUGGCUCCCCCUAAAUGAUGACUCCCUUUGAUUGUCUUCCUCUGGCCCUGUAGUAAUUUUUGAUUGGGCAAGCUGGAUGUCACAUUGUGAAUCUUUGUCCCCUGAUUGGCUCGGUGCCCUUCUAUGCAACUGACCUGGUGGUACUAUUAGAUAUGUGAUGUAGACUGUAAUCACUGCCUUUUAGACACUGUGAAUUUUUUGGUACUCUAUAUUUUUGUAUAUUGUACAUUAUAAAGGAUAAUAAACCUUGAUGCCAACAUGG